GCAUGCGUAGUCACGAACUGUUUCGACACGAGGGAUCCUCCAUUUUUUGUCCUCGUGGGAAGAAGAGGCAAAAAAAGGCAAAAUGCCGACGUAUUUUCAACGCCCUGAGAACGCUUUGAAAAGAGCAAAUGAGUUUAUUGAAGUUGGAAAAAAAGAGCCUGCUCUUGACGUCCUUUAUGAUGUCAUAAAGAGCAAAAAGCACAGGACAUGGCAGAACAAGAUCCAUGAACCUAUCCUCUUUAAGUACCUGGAGCUGUGUGUAGACCUACGACGCAGCCAUGUCGCCAAGGAGGGGCUAUACCAGUACAAACUCAUCUGCCAGCAAGUCAAUAUUGCUUCUCUUGAAGACGUCAUCCAGUAUUUCCUCAAGCUUGCCAAUAAGAGAGCAGAAGAUGCUAAAGCAGAAUCAAGGCUGGAGGUAGAAGAUGAUGUGGAUGAUUUGGAUCAGAUACAGACGCCAGAGAGUCUAUUGCUAAGCUUUGUGAGUGGAGAGGAUACCCAAGAUAGGACAGAUAGAAUCAAGCUUACACCAUGGGUCAAGUUUUUGUGGGAAGCAUAUAGAAAUGUCUUAGAGCUGCUUAGAAAUAAUGUUCGUGUUGAAAAAUUGUACCAUGACACAGCUCAGCAAGCUUUCAAAUUUGGGAUGGAAUAUUCCCGCCGAACUGAGUUCCGGAAAUUGUGCGAUAAUCUACGUAACCAUCUAAAUGUUACGCUAAAGCACCAGGGACAACCUAAUUCUGUCAACUUGAACAACGUGGACAGUAUUCAAAUGCACCUAGAAACAAGACUGGCCCAACUGGAUAGUGCAAUCAGUAUGGAACUUUGGCAGGAAGCCUUCAAGGCUGUAGAAGAUGUCCAUGGGAUGAUGCAGUUGUCCAAACGGCAGCCCAAACCUCAAGUAAUGGCUAACUACUACCAGAAAGUUGCUCUGGUGUUUUGGAAGUCUGGCAAUUAUCUCUUCCAUGCAGCUACCCAGCAGAGGUCGUACUUGUUGUUGAGAGAACAGAAGAAAACUCUUACCCCUGAAGAAAUACAAAAGAUUUCAUCUCAUGUCUUGCUGUCAACACUGGCCAUACCCAUUCCUGUAGCCCUUAGUGACACAGAAAAGUACCUUGAGCUUGAUGAAGCUGCACGUGAAAAGAAAAGGAGACUUGCAGCUCUGCUUGGAUCACAAACCAUACCAACAAGAGAGACUCUGAUACAAGAAAUGCUGAAAAGCAAUGUGCUGCAGCACGUUAUGCCACAGCUGCAGACAUUGUAUCAAACCAUGGAGAAAGACUUCCAUCCUCUACAACUCUGCUUCAAGGUGGAUGAGAUUUGUAAAUUUAUGGAAUCAACUGAAGAAAAAGAGUUGAUCCAGUAUAUACAGCCUUUGCAAAAAGUUGCUUUCGUGAGGCUUCUGAAACAGGUUGCUCAAGUCUACCAAACUAUGGAAUUCUCAAGACUCUUGAAACUUGUGCCUUUCGCCACGGAAUACCAACUAGAGAAUGCCAUUGUUGAGAUAGUAAAGAAACGCAAUGUCCAGGUGCGUAUAGAUCAUCGUACAAAGUCUAUCAACUUUGGACUGGACCUUCAUGUUGCUCACAGAGAGGAAGUUCCAGAAGGCCCAUUCCUGCAGAGUAUGCCUUCAGAAUCACUGAGAAACCAACUGAAUAUGAUGGCUGUGGCAGUUAAUAAAGCUAUUAGGAUCAUCAAGAAAGAAGAGAUAAAGGAGAAGAAAAAUGGAGAAGAGGAGCAGCUAGCUCAAGUGUACUUACGCACAUCACGCAAAGAGCACAAACAAAUGCUGGAAAGAAAGGCUGUUAUUGAAGCUCGCAAGGAGUAUCUGGAAUCUCUUCAUGUCCAGAGGGAAAGACAGGAACAUUUGCGUCAGAGACAACAACAAGCUGAAAGUCUACAAGCAGAACAAAACAGACUGGAUGAAGAGAGACGGCACAGAGAGAUCCAACGUCGCAGACAGGAGCUGCAAGACUUAGAAAAGAAACAGGCAAUGGACAAGAUAGCUGCCUUGAAGAAGACUACUGUUGGUGCGAAAGCUCUGAAGGAUCUAACUCCCGAGGAAAUCGAUGCUAUGAAUCCAGAUGAUAUUAUUGCACGCCAAGUAGAACAACUUGAUAAAGAGAAACGUGAGCUCCAGACAAAGCUCAAGACACAGGAGAAGAAGGUUGAUUACUGGGCUCGUGCCAUGCGCCUUGAAGAAAUCCCUCUACUCAAGAAGCAGUAUGAGGAACAUCUGGUAGCUGACAAAGAAUUCUGGGAGGCAGAGGAAGAGAAGAGGAUCAAUGAAGCAAUUGUAAAACAUGACAAGCUUGUUGAAACCAGUCAGAGACUAAGAAGAAUGGCUGGAGAUAAAGAUGAGUUCCUUAAAUCUUUGAUGGGAUCACGUAAUGAAGCUUAUCAGGCAAAACUCAAACAAUUUGAUGAAAUGGUUGAGCAGAAGCGUCAAGAGCGCUUGCAUGAGCGUCGAAUGAAACGCAUCCAGGAAAGGAAGAUGAGGAAGAGACGUGAAAUAGAAGAAGCCAAGCGGAGGGAAGAAGAGGAGAGGGAACGUAAAGAAAAAGAAGAGAAGGAAAGAAAAGAGCGCGAAGAAAGAGAAGCCAGGGAGCGUGAAUACAACGAAAGAGCAGCUAAACUAGAGGAGCAGGCCAGGAAACAACGAGAAAGAGAAGCGGAGAUUGAGAAGCGUUUGGCUUCAGAAGGACGUAAUGAACCUGAAGAACAAGACAAGCUACCACCUGUAAGAGGUUGGAGAGAGGAGGAACGUGAAGGGCCAUGGAGACGUGGUGGACGUGAUAGCGAUCGUGAUUUCCGUGAUCGUGGUAUUGGUGACCGUGAUGGUCCACGUGAUCGUGAUAUGGGACCAUGGAGGGGUGGCCCACGUCGUGGUGACCGUGACCGUGACCUUGAUCGUGAGGAAUCUGGGCCUUGGAGACAACCCAUGGACCGUGAAAGACCUAGAGAUGACUACGUUAGAAGAGACAUGGACAGGGAUAUUCGCAGGGACGAUAUAGAUUCUGGACCAUGGAGAAGAGGUGGUGGUGGUAGAGAUGAAGGUGGAAGAGACGGUUAUGGUCGUGAUAGGGGUGGUGACGGAGGGUUUGAUCGUGGUUCAUGGCGUGAUCGUGAUAGAGGCGGAGACCGCGGAUAUGAAAGGGACCGUGGGUUUGAUCGAAACCGGGGGCCUGACAGAGACCGGGGAUUUGACCGAGACCGGGGAUUUGACCGAGACCGGGGAUUUGACCGAGACCGGGGAUUUGACCGAGACCGGGGGUCUGACCGAGACCGGGGAUUUGAUCGAGACCGGGGAUAUGACCGGGAUCGUGGUGAUAGAGGUGGUUUUGGUGGUGGUGGUAGUUGGCGCGAGUCGGGUGGGGAGCGUGACCGUGAUCGUGGUGGCUUUGAUCGUGAUCGUGGUGGAUUUGACAGGGGUCGUGGAAGUGGAAGUCAGUGGCGCUCUCGCGAUCGUGAAGCAGAACCAGAAGGUGAUCGUGAUGGACGUGAUCGUGAUUCUUGGCGUGGACGUGAUGAUCGUCAGGAUGAGCCAAGCCGUGCCCAGUCACGCCCAGAAGGAAAAUCCUGGUCGGCAUCUAGGCGUGGUCGUGACCGUCCUCCUGGCCAAGAGGGUGACCCAGAGGGAUGGACAACUGUCCAGUAUAAAUGAGAAAUUGAGUCAUUACUUGAGCGAAGAAUCAAUGACAGUAACACUCUAUCCUCCGUUUCGUCUUGAACCAAUGUCAAAGCCAGACAGGUCUUUACCUUACUCUCCCCCUCCCCAAUUUCCUGUAAUAAUGCAGAGAUUAUUUAACAAUGUUAAAUUCCUCUUAAUUUAAUGCAAAAGCUACUUCGGACUAUAAAACUUAGAGACCUGUCGUUACAGGAUGUUAUAGAUUAUAUUAGGAUGAUCACUGUAAUGGAAUUCUUCAUUCAAUAAAUUUAUUGCAAUCAUUCAA
Molecule: messenger RNA, 3950 nt
Organism: Actinia tenebrosa (Australian red waratah sea anemone)
Lineage: Eukaryota; Metazoa; Cnidaria; Anthozoa; Actiniaria; Actiniidae
Product: eukaryotic translation initiation factor 3 subunit A
Biological process (GO): translation reinitiation; formation of cytoplasmic translation initiation complex
Cellular component (GO): multi-eIF complex; eukaryotic translation initiation factor 3 complex, eIF3m; eukaryotic translation initiation factor 3 complex, eIF3e
Molecular function (GO): mRNA binding; translation initiation factor activity
Source: RefSeq, a predicted model, not a curated record